Messenger RNA from Gamsiella multidivaricata, 1080 nucleotides. Its product is annotated as kinase-like domain-containing protein. Gene Ontology annotation, biological process: protein phosphorylation; intracellular signal transduction; negative regulation of apoptotic process. NCBI's taxonomy places the organism in Eukaryota, Fungi, Mortierellomycota, Mortierellomycetes, Mortierellales, Mortierellaceae. The record is from RefSeq and is a predicted model, not a curated record. The coding region runs from base 1 to 1080 and encodes 359 amino acids. Gene Ontology annotation, molecular function: ATP binding; protein serine/threonine kinase activity. Gene Ontology annotation, cellular component: cytosol; cytoplasm; nucleus. The transcript is spliced from 3 exons.
AUGUCCCUCAGAUCGCCUCUCACACCACCACCCACACCCCUCAUCACCGAUAAUGGUAGCGCCGGUCAGGACAAACUAACGGUCUCUGCGCGGCAACUUCAGAACCACGUACUCCAGCCCGAAUUCCUUUCAGAGUACGUUCUGGGUGAUGAGCUCGGAUCAGGCGGCUUUGGGUUCGUUGUCUCUGCCACGCGCAUGUCCGACUACAAGGAGGUUGCCGUCAAGUUCAUCUUCCGCGAUAAAGUGCCCGUCCACGGAUGGGCCAAGGACCCUGAGCUUGGAGUCAUUCCCAUGGAGAUUUAUGUCCUCCGUAAUGUACAGCACAGCAACAUUAUCGGAUUUCUGAACGCGUACCAGGACCCAAAGUUCUUUUAUCUCGUUAUGGAGCUGCAUGGCACUCCCUGGUCGGCAAACAACCCUCUUUUGAAUAAGAACAACACAUCCAGCACAUCCACCUCGAGCUCUUCGAUAAGUCUCAGCCAUUCCAGCAGCGAAAAUGAGCUCUAUAUGGAGCCUCCAAAACCCUCGCUCCUUGUGCGUCGAACAUCAUGCGAUCUGUUUGAAUGUAUUGAACACCAUUCUAAAUUUUCAGAGUCCCAGGCUCGCAUCAUUUUCAAGCAGAUUGUCGAGUGUGUCGAGUACCUCAACUCGCGGGGAAUCUGCCACAGAGACAUCAAGGACGAGAACGUUGUCAUUGAUAAUGAUUUCAAAGUCAAGCUGAUUGAUUUUGGAUCCGCUGUUAUCAUCCCCAGGCCACACGGAAAACUUUUUGAUCGUUUCUAUGGUACCAUCAAUUAUGCGUCGCCCGAGAUCCUGAAGGGUGAGAAGUACCGUGCAGAGUCUGCCGAGAUUUGGUCAUUGGGCAUCCUGCUCUACACAAUCCUCUACGGUGAAGUUCCGUUCAACGAUCCUCUGCAGGCCAUUUCGGGUCCAUACAUUUCCCCCCGCGUCCAAUCAUCUCCAGAAUGCCUGCAUCUAUUGAACUGGAUGCUCGCUAAGAGCCCUGAGCGCCGUGCUACGAUCGAAGACGUUGUGGACCAUCCCUGGAUUGCAGGCUUGACCAUGGCAGGCACAGCAUAA